This is a messenger RNA of Chrysochloris asiatica (Cape golden mole), 1407 nucleotides long. It is a transcript of the gene FOXP3, whose product is annotated as forkhead box P3. The coding region runs from base 1 to 1374 and encodes 457 amino acids. The transcript has 13 exons. Gene Ontology annotation, molecular function: DNA-binding transcription repressor activity, RNA polymerase II-specific; RNA polymerase II cis-regulatory region sequence-specific DNA binding. Gene Ontology annotation, biological process: regulation of transcription by RNA polymerase II. The record is from RefSeq and is a predicted model, not a curated record. Lineage: Eukaryota; Metazoa; Chordata; Mammalia; Afrosoricida; Chrysochloridae. Gene Ontology annotation, cellular component: nucleus.
AUGAUGGCGGAUAUUUGGAACCCCAAAUCCUUGGAAACUGAGAAUGUUAGAAGAGGCCUGUCUUCAAACAAGGACCCAAUGCCCAAUCCCAGGCCAGCGAAGCCCUCGGUUCCUUCCUUGGCCCUUAGCCCAUCCCUGGGACCCUCACCCAACUGGAGGGCUGCACCAAAGACCUCAGACCUGCUGGGGACCAGGGUACCGGGAGAAACUUUCCAGGGCCGGGACCUUCGAGGUGGGACCCAUGCCUCCUCUUCAUCCUUAAAUCCCAUGCCACCAUCGCAGCUGCAGCUACCCACAGUGCCCUUAGUCAUGGUGGCACCCUCCAGGGCACGACUGGGCCCCUCGCCCCACUUGCAGGCACUCCUCCAGGACAGACCACAUUUCAUGCACCAGCUCUCAACUGUGGAUUCCCAUGCCCGAGCCCCUGUGCUACAGGUGCACCCACUGGAAAGUCCAGCCAUGAUCAGCCUCCCACCACCCACUGAUGCCACCGGGGUCUUCUCCCUCAAGGCCCGGCCUGGCCUUCCACCUGGAAUCAACGUGGCCAGCCUAGAGUGGCUAUCCAGGGAGCCAGCGUUGCUGUGUACCUUCCCCAGCCCCGGGACACCCAGGAAGGACAGCACCCUUUUGGCCAUGCCCCAGGCCUCCUACCAACUGCUGGCAAAUGGUGCCUGCAAGUGGCCAGGAUGUGAGAAGGUCUUCGAGGAGCCGGAGGACUUCCUCAAGCACUGCCAGGCAGACCAUCUCCUGGAUGAGAAGGGCAAAGCGCAGUGUCUUCUCCAGAGGGAGGUGGUACAGUCUCUGGAGCAGCAGUUGGUACUAGAAAAGGAGAAGCUGGGUGCCAUGCAAGCCCACCUGGCCGGGAAGAUAGCACUGAGCAAGGCUCCAUCUAUGGCAUCCUCUGACAAGAGCUCCUGCUGCAUUGUGGCUACAGGCACUGCGGGCAGCCCCCUCCCGGCCUGGCCCAGCCCUGGAGAGGCCCCCAAUGGCCUGUUUGCUGUGCGGAGGCACCUCUGGGGCAGCCAUGGAAAUAGCACAUUCCCAGAGUUCUUCCACAACAUGGACUACUUCAAGUUCCACAACAUGCGGCCUCCUUUCACUUACGCCACUCUCAUCCGCUGGGCCAUCCUGGAAGCUCCUGAGAAGCAGCGGACACUCAACGAGAUCUACCACUGGUUCACGCGCAUGUUCGCCUUCUUCAGAAACCACCCUGCCACCUGGAAGAAUGCCAUCCGCCACAACCUGAGCCUACACAAGUGCUUCGUACGGGUGGAAAGUGAGAAGGGGGCUGUGUGGACUGUGGAUGAGUUCGAGUUUCGAAAGAAGAGGAGCCAGAGGCCCAGCAGGUGCUCCAACCCCGCACCCAGCCCCUGACCUCAAAACCAAGGCAAAAAGGGAAGGAUAGGG